UAUUUUGACCCUUAUUUAUUUUGGUGAACGUACUCUGCGUUAUUUUCCGGGUAAAUUGAAAAUCCGUUUUAAGUAUUCGGUAUAGAAAAAUUUAUAAAAAUGAAUCAGAAUUUAAUUGGCCGGUUAUUCGGUCAAGUUUGGAGGGCAAAUAUAUUGAAUUGUGGUCAAAAUUCUUUUAUUUCGAAACAAACCAAUGCAUUAAAUAAAUUGUGUUUACGUAACACUAGUUUUUUUAACAAACUUCCUGCUGAAGACAUUUGGCGUGGAGUAACAGCGGUUAGCAAUGCUGGAAAGAAAAGAGGCCGUGGAAAAGGAAGUGGAAAGAAAGUAGCAAAGGAUCUUAACAAAGGACAAACUAUCGGUCUUGGAAAAAGCAGUCGCAUAUGGCCUGGAUUAAAUUCACCUGUCAUACGUGGAAACGAACUCAUUCACCAGAAAAAACUUGAAGAAAAUAUAGAUAUAGAGAAUGGAAUUAUGAAAUUUCGAGAUUCAAUGGGAACUUUCAGGUUAAUGAAGUUAAAUCCAAUAGAUCGAGGUUGGUCUGGAAGUAAAAUGCCUGGACGAAGUAUUGGACCGCCUGACACUGUUGGUGAAGAAGAGUUUAUUUCAUUUGAUACCCGAGUCUUGGAAAACAAAAUUGUUUUUAUUAUGAAAGGGAAUAUGGGAAGAAAGCGAAGAUAUUCUGUAUUGUCGGUCACAGGAAAUGGUAAAGGAUUGGCAGGAUUUGCUACUGUUAAAGCCGCAGAAGUACGAACGGCUCUUCGAAAGUCUAAGAACCGAGCAGGACAAAAACUAAUCAAUAUUAGCCUUUGUGAAAAUAGAACUAUUUUCCAUGAUUUUCGUACAGAUUUUGGAAAAACACAAAUUUAUUGUUUUCAAAAACCUGAUGGAUAUGGCUUAGUAUGUCAUCGGGCCAUACAAACAAUUUGUAAAAUUAUAGGUAUAAGGGAUUUGUAUGCCAAAAUUGAAGGGUCAACGAACCUUCAGCAUAUUGUUAAGGCAUUUUUUAUUGGUUUAAUGAGCCAAAGGUCUUAUGAAAACAUUGCUAAUGAAACCAAUAUUAACAUUGUUCAACAGCAAAAGACUAGGAAUGGAUACACAGAAGUAAAAGGAAUUCCAUCUUACAAUUCAACCCUAAAACAUAUUAACCAAGUCGUUGACUAUAUGCAUUUCACCUUAGGAAAUAAAAUUGUUUUAAAACAAAAAAACAUCUUACCAUUUUUUGUUUGUACAAAAGGACACGAACUGCACCAAAUUAAAGCAGAGCGAUUUAGAAACCAAUCUAAUGUUCGACUACACAAGCUAGUAAAUUCAUAUGUUUAACUCAUAAAAUCCUCAAUAAAAAUAUAUAUGCAAAGUUUAAAAAAA
Messenger RNA from Drosophila rhopaloa, 1368 nucleotides. Its product is annotated as 28S ribosomal protein S5, mitochondrial. NCBI's taxonomy places the organism in Eukaryota, Metazoa, Arthropoda, Insecta, Diptera, Drosophilidae. The transcript is spliced from 2 exons. Gene Ontology annotation, molecular function: RNA binding; structural constituent of ribosome. The record is from RefSeq and is a predicted model, not a curated record. Gene Ontology annotation, biological process: translation. The coding region runs from base 100 to 1323 and encodes 407 amino acids. Gene Ontology annotation, cellular component: ribosome.